Molecule: messenger RNA, 732 nt
Organism: Peronospora belbahrii
Lineage: Eukaryota; Oomycota; Peronosporomycetes; Peronosporales; Peronosporaceae
Source: the annotation of a GenBank genome assembly
AUGGCACCACAGUUAAUCGCCAAGCGCCGGCACUUCGGAUUUGGUCGAGUGGAGAGACCUCAGGCGGAAUUCAGGCGACUUUCUCUCUCUGUACUCAGACGCUUUAUCGGCCAAAAGCAACAGCUUCUCAUAAUGGGCCGCGCAAGACCUGUCGUAUCCAUUCCCGAAGUGUGUACAUGGUCAAUUAGCUACGGCAAGUCAUGUCCUCUGGAGAUUCCCUGUGGCGCAACUGCAUUGGGAAAAGUAGUAUAUAUUUUUCUCUGUGGCUGUGUCUUAGCACGUUUGAGGAGACAGACAAUAACGUAUGGGUCUUUGACAUGGAGCUUCCGGGCUUUCCCAGCGCUGUUUGGGACGCAAUUAAGGACGUUCUUGGGCCGCACGGAGAUCCGGCAAGAUCUCGGUCUGCAGUUUCCGGCUGCGUGCGUGCUGUGGCGUUUCGUAGUUGCAUCGACGCUUCAUGCCAUUUGGAUCGAGCGGCGCCGUCGCAUGGAGGACUCAACACUCCCGAACGAAGCACGCACUAGCCGGGCACUGUCUCAUCUACGACGUGAGCUACCACGCUUCCGCAUCUCAACCUACCAGCCCAGGGACGAAGAGGAAGGACAAAACCUGGCACAUGUGCGGUCAGCUCUUGCCGACACUCUACUCCUCUCUAAGGAACCUAACCAACUUCACCCGCUGCGGCGGGGCGAACGCGCUAACGUUAUUAUACCUACUUUUGUUCGACGGUGA